CUCUUUCGCACACUCCCCUAAAAAAAGCUAGCCUCUGGCACUUACAGCGGCCUGCCUGACUCACUCAUAGCAGACACACAGACGUCGGUGUAGGAGGCGAAAGUUAGGCAGGCCUGUCUCGGGGAGCAGAAAGUAUUAGCGGAGCGACGCGCACAGCUGGCCGGCCAUGGUGACUGGAGUUCGGAGAGCGUGGGGCUGGUGAGAGGGGAACACAAGGGGGGAGGCGAGCAGAAAAAGAACCCUCGCGCUACUACAACGCAACCACUUUCAGCCCAGCUCAGCUCGCCUCCUGCCUGCACUCGCUGGCGUGCAGCCAAGUCGACCCAGAGUGGGUUGGCUUCUCUUCUCUUCCUCCAUCUCCCCUCCCUCCUUCUUUUUCCCAAACUCAGAUACGCACACACAGGACUUAUCAAAGCGCGAGAAAAGGAGAAAGGCGUCCGAGGAAAAGUAAUUUAAGGGACUAGCCAAGCUGGCUGAAGACAAAGCUUCUCCCCGUGGAUUUUCCCCUUUUCAGAUAGCGUUCGGUUUCUUCUACGUCUUCGAGUUUUCUUUAAGUUUUUAUAAUGACUCACGUUCUCAACAAGUCACCUUUAGGAAGCGGGCAGACAACGUAAAUACUUGUUUAUUGUAACGUGCGAAACCGUUUAUAUCAUUCCGCCAUAGAGUUCUGUCGUAUUAUAUUUUUAAGUUUAGGUUCAAUAGAUCAUCUCGAACGAAGAAUCACAGCACGUUGGUCUCGCUCGUGCUGGAGUGUUAUUGUGUUGUUUGCUUCUUUUUACCCACCACUCCUCGAUCUAGUAGUAGCUAGGUCGGGCUAUACCUUGGGACUCCGCGAAUGCUCCGUUUUUUCUCGGUACAAAUGUGAGAAGGAUGCCAGAAUGCCUUCGCUGAUCAUCUCCCAUCUGCUCGUCAUCUGGCUCGCUGUCCAGAGGUUGGCCAUUUGCGCCGAGCGCGCCUCCACUCGGGAGCGCUUCAAAGUGGUCAUCGCGCCUUUAAUAUGCAAACGGACAUGCCAGCGGACGGGUCAAUGUCAAGACACCUGCGAACAGGGCAACAACACUACCUUGAUCGGGGAGAACGGACAGUCUGCGGAUACUCUCACGGGCCGGGGUUUCAGAGUGGUGGUGUGCCCCCUGACCUGUCUGAACGGGGGCAUCUGCGCGUCGCGUAAACACUGCCACUGCCCGCAGGGCUUCACAGGCCGCCUGUGCCAGAUCCGCCAGGACAACAUGUCGGCGCGGGGCAACCCUCCCCCGGCGCUGCCCAUGCCCCUGGGGGGCGGAGCCGUGGGCACCACGGUGACCCGAGGGGGCACCAGCGACGGCCAGGGCAUGAUGGUGGAGCCCAUCAGCGGACGCCAGAUGACACAGACGCACUUUAGUCUCCCGCUGACGCAGGGCAACGGCCAUCACUCCUCAGAAAUGAUUGUGCGAGUCCACCACCCGACAGACACAUCGGUCAUCAUCCAGUCCCUGACGGAGUCCCAUUCCCAGUCGGACGCGAGACCUCCCAAGCCCGGGACCAGACUCCCCCCUCCCACGCACAAACCUAGGGGGCGCUGUUUCCAGGAAACUACUCCCAAACAAGCUUGUAGCAGCAACCCUUUGCCCGUGCUGACCAAUCAGGAAGACUGCUGUGGGAGCGUCGGCAACUCAUGGGGCCAGAACAAGUGCUACCAGUGUCCCAAGCUACCAUAUCCGGGUCUAAAGCUGCAGUCCAUUAUAGAGGACUAUGGCACCAACUGCCCUCACGGCUACAAAAGACUCAACAGCUCACACUGUCAAGAUAUAAACGAGUGCACCAUGCCGGGUGUGUGCCAGAACGGCGAGUGUCUGAAUACGCAGGGCUCGUUCCGCUGCACCUGUAAGCCGGGAUACACACUGGACCGCACCCGCUGCGUGGGGAAAACAGAGUUGGGUCGUUGUUACCGCGUGGUGUCUGAGUCUGGUGUGUGUGCGCUGCCGCUGGAUAAGGACAUCUCCCUGGAGUUCUGCUGCUGCACCACCGUGGGCAAGGCCUGGGGCAGCUCCUGCCAGAGGUGCCCCGACGCCAACACUGAUGCGUUUGAUAAGAUCUGCCCAGCAGGGAAGGGGAUGUCCUACGUCACCAACCGCGAGCGGCUACUCCUCCCUGGACACUUUCCCCCCCUGCCUGAGAUCAAGUCCCCAGUGUCCUCUGUACAGACGACAACACCCAUGCACCACGCUCUCACCACCACCCCUCGAGUCCCCACGAUCAUCACCAAGCCCACUCCCAACCCCAUCGUCAAGGUGGACCCCCCCAGCGACUCCUUUGAAGCCCAGACGCAGGUCUCACAUUUGGACAUGUGUACCCUGGGCAGGAACCUGUGUGGGCAGGGCAAGUGCAUCUCGCUGGUGAACGACUACGAGUGCCACUGCUACCCGGGCUUCAGCUUCCACGCACAGAGGAAGAGCUGUGUGGAUGUGAAUGAGUGUGAGGGGGAGCCGUGUGGCCACAACAGGGGGACGUGCUUCAACACUGUGGGGUCGUACCGCUGCAGAUGCCACCAGGGGUACAAGCCAUCCAUGCCCCAGGGACGACUACGAUGCGUAGAUAUAAACGAGUGCUCCAAGCCUGAUAUCUGCGGCCCGGGAGGACACUGUGUCAACAUGCUGGGCUCCUACAGGUGCGAAUGCCUCCCCGGAUACGCCAGCAAGUCGCGACGCCAGCCCGCCUGCGAAGACGUUAAUGAGUGCCUGGACCCCAACAUCUGUCCUGAUGAGCAGUGUGAGAACCUGCCGGGAUCCUACGAGUGCCAGCCCUGCCCACCCGGCUUCCAAGCACAGGGAGGAGUCUGCUACGACGUGAACGAGUGCCAGAGGAAAGGUGUGUGUCAGAACGGGCGCUGUGAGAACCUGCCGGGUACGUACCGCUGCCUGUGCAACGAGGGAUUCCUGCCCGAGUCCGACAGCAAGGGCUGCAGAGACAUCAAUGAGUGUGAGGACCAUCAGCUGUGUGCUAACGGCCACUGCCGCAACAUUGAGGGCUCUUUCCGCUGCCAGUGCUACUCUGGGUACCAGCCCACCCAGGAGGGCAGCCACUGUGAGGACAUUAAUGAGUGUGAGAGGGCAGUUAACUGCCAGCGCGGUCGCUGCAUCAACACCCAGGGCUCCUAUCGCUGCGAGUGUGAGAAGGGCUUCACGCUCCGGGGACGCAGGUGUGAAGAUGUAAAUGAGUGCGAGGUGGACAGGAGUUUGUGCCAGCCGUUCGGCACGUGUGAAAACAGACAGGGCUCCUACGUGUGCGUCUGCAAUCAGGGAUACAUGCUGUCCGAGGACCAACGCCACUGUGAUGCCAUUGAGAUCAACCUGAACAAUAAGAAGGAAUGCUACCUGAACCUGGAUGACACCGUGUUCUGUGACAGUGUCCUAGCAACUAACGUCACCAAGCAGGAGUGCUGCUGCUCCAUUGGGGUGGGCUGGGGCGACCACUGUGAGAUCUACCCCUGCCCCGUCUUCCAUUCUGCUGAGUUCCAUUCGUUGUGUCCGGUUGGUCGAGGCUUUUACCAUGAAACGGGCAGGACCGAGUAUGGCCUUGCAGUGCACAUGGAUAUUGACGAGUGUGUGCUGUUUGCGGAUGAGAUCUGUAAGGACGGCCGCUGCAUGAACACUCAGCCGGGAUAUGAGUGCUACUGUCAGCAGGGCUUUGACUACGACAUGAACCUGUUGCAGUGCAUAGAUGUGGAUGAGUGCCAUGACGAGUCGCUGUGUACAAACGGCCGCUGUGUCAACAUGCGCGGCUCAUUCUACUGCACCUGCAACCCGCCCUGGACACCAGACGCCACCAACAAGAAGUGUAUCAACACCGCCGUCACAGGCGUGAAUGAGUGCCUGGAACCGUCCAACUGUAAGAACGGCCACUGUGUGGACACCCCUGAGUCCUUCUACUGCAUCUGUACGGACCCCUGGACCCUGGGCACCGACCGCAACAGCUGCGUCACGCCAGAGGAGCAGGCAGUAACGGGUCUAUCUGUGGUGCCCCUUGCAGAUGUCAACGAGUGCCAGGACCCCUCGUACUGCAAGAACGGCGAGUGUGUCAACACGCCCGGCUCGUUUCACUGCAUAUGCAAUCAGCCGCACACCUAUAGCGCCGCGCUCAAACAGUGCGUCUAUGACGACCGCACGGCGGCCCAUAAGGACGUGUGUUUCCAGGAGGUGGACGAGGGUCUGAUCUGCAGCGUGCCCCGUAGCGGUUAUGUCUACACCUACUCCCAGUGCUGCUGCCACUACGGCCGCGGCUGGGGACCAGAGUGCCGCACAUGCCCCCAGAGGAACUCAGUGCUGUUUAACCGGCUGUGUGAGAUCCAUCUGGAGACAGAGUCGGAUGGGGAGGGCGACUUCCAAGCCGUCUUUGCCAACUACAACCCAGGUGACAAUCCGCACCACGCCACCCAGUGGCAGCUACGUGGGGACAGCUCUGAGGAGGACUCUGAGGAGUGCAGCUGUGCCAACGGCCGCUGUGUGCCCUCCUACCUGGGCACCAUGUGCGAAUGCAACCCCGGCUUCCGCUCAGACCACUCACGCACGCGCUGCAUCGACAUAGAUGAGUGUGCAGAUCGAGGCCGUGUGAACCCGUGUAAGAAUGCUCGCUGUGUCAACACCAAGGGCUCCUUUAAGUGCUACUGCAAACACGGCUUCGUGCCCGCCCGGAGACCCAACGUGUGUGUGCGAGCCAGGGCCUCACUCUGAGAUGCACCAGAGAGACGUUUACUUUCACACACACACACACACACACACACACACACACACACACACACACACACACACACACACACACACACACACACACACACACACACACACACACACACACAGGAACAUUUUCAUGGGAAUGCUGCCAUUACAAUGUAGAGGAAGAGUACGCUCAUGUGGAACGAACACUACAGAUACAAAACAGAAGCCCUUCCUUCCCUGUGGCUCCCCAUUGACGGAUUUUUAAAUGUUUCGUUAAUUGUAUUUGUUUUUUUUGUUCUCCCUUUUAACUCCUGAGAGUUGCACAAGCCUGAAUUUAUUAAUUAUUAAAUGUAAUAUGGUCUCAGUUGUUAUAGCCAUUCUUAAUUGGCCUUAUGUUGUAUAUUUUUUAACUUUCUUUUUUAUUUCAUUGCCUGUUCCCUUUUUAGCUCGCUUGUGGAAAACACCAAAGAGUGCCUCCUCCUCCUCCUCCUCCUCUUUCGCCUCCUCCUCCUCCUGCUCUCCCUCCUCCUCUUUCUCCUGC
This is a messenger RNA of Engraulis encrasicolus (European anchovy), 5235 nucleotides long. It is a transcript of the gene ltbp3, whose product is annotated as latent transforming growth factor beta binding protein 3. NCBI's taxonomy places the organism in Eukaryota, Metazoa, Chordata, Actinopteri, Clupeiformes, Engraulidae. Bases 879 to 4709 code for a protein of 1276 amino acids. The transcript has 29 exons. The record is from RefSeq and is a predicted model, not a curated record. Gene Ontology annotation, molecular function: calcium ion binding.